AUGGUAGCGAGUAUUAUUGUAAUUUUCUUCAGAUUCCACUUUUUGAGUCGAGCGGAAGAAUUGGCGAAGAGGAUUUGGGCGGCUGGGUGGAUGGUGGUGCACCACAAACACCUGCCCAAGUGGCUCAAGGACAAUGAUUUCCUCAUAAAGGGACACCGAGCUCCCAUGCACUCCUACUGGAGGUGCUUCAAAUCCAUCUUUAGAGUUCACACGGAAACUGGCAACAUCUGGACUCACUUGCUAGGUUUCAUUGCGUUCAUGUCGGUAGCCAUCUACUUUGUCACGAGACCCUCCACUGAGAUUCAGCUGCAAGAGAAGGCAGUUUUCUCUGCAUUCUUCUUCGGGGCCAACACCUGCCUCUUCUUCUCAUGGAUGUUUCACACUGUCUACUGCCAUUCUGAACAAGUUGGCAAGUUCUUCAAUAAGCUUGACUACUGUGGAAUAUCUAUGUUAACGAUGGGUUCUUUUGUUCCAUGGUUGUACUACAGCUUCUACUGCGCCCCCUUGCCGAGGACCAUCUACAUGGUGGCCAUAUUCGUUCUCGGGACCACUUGCAUCGUCGUCUCCAUGUGGGACAAGUUCGCAACUGCAAAGUUCAGACCUGUUCGUGCUGGAGUUUUUAUAGCGCUUGGAUUAAGCGGCGUCAUUCCUGCAAUGCAUUUUGUGAUCAAGUACGGACUUUGGGAAGGAGUCUAUAAUGCUGCUCUGGGAUGGUUGGUUUUGAUGGCCUUCUUGUACAUUGGCGGAGCUGUCAUCUACGCCGUUCGCAUACCUGAGAGGUUUUGGCCCGGUCGCUUUGAUAUUUGGUGCCAGAGCCACCAGAUCUUCCACCUGUUUGUCGUCGCAGCAGCGUUCAUCCACUACCAUGGCAUCACACAGGCCGCACAGAACAGACUUUCGAAUGGGGACUGUCUGCCUGAAGAUUAA
Helobdella robusta is the source of this 927-nucleotide messenger RNA. RefSeq lists its product as hypothetical. Gene Ontology annotation, biological process: adiponectin-activated signaling pathway. Gene Ontology annotation, cellular component: plasma membrane. The record is from RefSeq and is a predicted model, not a curated record. Gene Ontology annotation, molecular function: signaling receptor activity. NCBI's taxonomy places the organism in Eukaryota, Metazoa, Annelida, Clitellata, Rhynchobdellida, Glossiphoniidae. The transcript has 7 exons. The coding region runs from base 1 to 927 and encodes 308 amino acids.